AUGGAGAAAGGCAACAAAGACCGGCAAAAAGGUCUACACCUAUUUAUUAGCUCAUUAGGACCAACAUUAGGACCAUGUUUAAGUGCAUUGAUUGCAGGUUAUAUUGUUGAAAGAGCAGAUUGGAGAUGGUGUUUCUAUGUGCUAUGUAUGUUCAAUUUUGCAAUUGCAGUUGGUGGUAAUUUAUUCUUGAAAGAAACAUAUGCACCAACUUUAUUGAGCAGAAAAGCUGCAAAACUUAGAAAGUUGACUGGUAAUCAAAAUUUACACUGUAUUUAUGAAGUUGCCACUGGUGAAACCACAUUUGGUAAAUUUUAUGUUAAUUUAAGCAGACCACUCUCCGUCCUUUUCAAAAACCCAAUGGUUCUUGGUUUGGGUAUCUUCAUGGCUGUCGCAUAUGGUUGUUUAUAUAUUUUAAUUGUCACUUUCCCAGCUGUUUGGGGUGAAGUCUAUGGUUUCGGCAAAGGUAGUACAGGGUUAAUGUACUUGUCAUUUUUAAUUGGUUAUAUCAUUGGUAUUGUAUUUUUCCAAUACUCUGCUACUUGGGUCUUACACAGGCUAAUUGCCAAAAACAAUGGUGUUUCUAAACCAGAAUUUAGAUUGCCUAUGUUGUUGGUUAGUGGUAUAACUUUACCAGUUGGUUUGUUCUGGUAUGGUUGGGGUGCUGAAAAGAAAUUACAUUUCAUGUUUCCAGCUGUUGGUGCUGCAAUUUUUGGAUUUGGUCUUAUCGCUGUGUUUUAUUGUAUUCAAAACUACUUGAUUGAUAUGAAUCCAAGAUUCGCUGCUAGUUCAAUUGCAGCUGCUUCUAUCUUCCGUUCCUAUCUUGGUUUUGCGUUCCCAUUGUUUGCACCAAUAAUGUUCAAGAAUGUUGGCUACGGUUGGGGUUGUUCCAUUUUUGGAUUUAUUGCAUUAGCUACUGGUAUACCAUUCCCGUUAUUUGUGAUUCUUUAUGGUGAAAGAUUAAGAUUAUGGGGUAAUAGAAUCAUGGAUAGAGCACAAGCUAAAAGAGAUGCAAAGAAUUUGGCCAGACUAAAAAGAAUGCAAGAAAAACAAUUGGUUCAAUCUGAACAACAUAAAGAUGCCACUUCAGAAUCAUCAUAA
This is a messenger RNA of Hansenula anomala, 1098 nucleotides long. RefSeq lists its product as uncharacterized. The coding region runs from base 1 to 1098 and encodes 365 amino acids. Gene Ontology annotation, biological process: transmembrane transport. The record is from RefSeq and is a predicted model, not a curated record. Gene Ontology annotation, molecular function: transmembrane transporter activity. Lineage: Eukaryota; Fungi; Ascomycota; Saccharomycetes; Phaffomycetales; Wickerhamomycetaceae. The transcript is spliced from 3 exons.